AUGAAACAAAGCUUGUUAGAAGGUUUGAAUGCAGAAGGUAGCUUUCUUCAAACUGGUGAUGAUGUUCCAACAACGACUUCAUCAUCAGCACGGAAAAAACAAAUCGGAGCAUAUAAUCCUCAAUUAUUAUCAUCAAAUCAAGACAGUACCACUGAACCCAUCAAUGAUGAAGUGGUCGAUCAAGAAAUUGCAAGCAUGAGCGAAGACCAAAGUAAAAGACAAUUAGAGUGGAUGUAUGAUAAAAAUUUCGAAAAUAAUAAUGAGGCCUCAUUGGAGGAGUAUCUAGUAGGAAACAAAACUUUGGAUAAAUUAGUGAAAGGAGGAGAUUUUGUGGAAGAGGAUUACCGAACAGUUCAAGAGCAGCACAUGCCUGGUGCUCUCUUUGUUCAUCAUGAAGCAAAACAUCAUGGUGACGAUACUAUUGAUGAUCCUUUAGCGAGGAUGAAACAGCAAAGUCUGGCUAGAAUGAAAAUGCUUUUGCAGAACCCUGAGUUGUUGCAAAAAGAAUUGGACAAACGAAAGAAAGAAAAGAAAAAACAAGAAAAGAAGGAGAGAAAAGAGAAAAGGAAGGAAAAAAAGAAGGAAAAGAAAGAAAAAUCAAAACAAGAAAAGAAAAAAGAAAAGAAAAAGAGAAAAGAUGAUAGUGACAGCAGUUACACCAGUUAUUCAAGUGAGGAAGAGGUUAAACCCAAAGAAAAAAAGAAAAAGAAAGAAAAUUCUGAGGAGCAAAAACCAAAAUCCACGACACUGAGCACUCAAGCAUCAAGCUCUAUUGACACAACCUCUAAGGCAACAAACGACAGCAAUGUCACACGUCAACAAAAUCUAAACUAUGAGAAACACCAGUACAAAGAACGUUAUUACGGCAAUAGAGAGUACAAUAGAGACUAUAGAUAUCAAAAUAAUCAAUAUAAUAAUGAUCGAAGACUAGGACAUGAACGAGGAAUUUAUCGAGAUGAACCCAUUUCAGAAGAAGAAACAAAGAAAAAACUUGAACAAAUGAUGAAAGAUGGUCAACAAAGAGAACAGCAGAAAGAAUUUAACAAAAUUAAGAGCUUAAAAGAAAAAGAAGAGGCUUUAACCUCUAUGCCUCAAUCAAGUGCUCAAUCGAAUUUCUUACAAAAAACUCGAAGUGAUGCUUAUUUGAAUUCCAACCUUAAGAAAUCUAAUAGAUAG
Molecule: messenger RNA, 1176 nt
Organism: Naegleria lovaniensis
Lineage: Eukaryota; Heterolobosea; Eutetramitea; Acrasida; Naegleriidae
Exons: 1
Coding region: 1-1176 (391 amino acids)
Biological process (GO): mRNA splicing, via spliceosome
Cellular component (GO): U2-type spliceosomal complex
Source: RefSeq, a predicted model, not a curated record